Molecule: messenger RNA, 814 nt
Organism: Papilio polytes (common Mormon)
Lineage: Eukaryota; Metazoa; Arthropoda; Insecta; Lepidoptera; Papilionidae
Product: chymotrypsin-2-like
Exons: 5
Coding region: 44-814 (256 amino acids)
Biological process (GO): proteolysis
Molecular function (GO): serine-type endopeptidase activity
Source: RefSeq, a predicted model, not a curated record
UUCGAAUUUGCGAAAUACUGGUACACUUUUCUAUUGUACAAGUAUGAAACACCUUUACAAUCCUGCUGGAUUUUCGCCUAGAUUAAUAGGUGGUGAUCGAGCUCCACAAGAAUUCGGUAGAUUCCAUGGGUCAUUACAAAAUUUAACUGGACAUCAUGUUUGUGGCAGUGCAGUUAUUUCUCGAAGACAUUUGCUUACUGCGGCGCAUUGUGUCAACAGAGUUAAACCACGAUAUAUUAAAGUAGUUGUUGGAACAACUGAUUUAUACAAAGGUGGUAAAGAAUUUAGUGUAAAAAGUAUACAUUUGUAUCAUGGAUAUAAUUUUACUCGAAGAAUAAAUGACAUAGCUAUAGUUAAGAUUAGAGGAACAUUUAACCUGAGCUAUAUUGAUGUACUCCAACUUCCGAAAAGUAAUUUGCAAGAUCGAGAUCCAGUUAUUUUAUCUGGAUUUGGGGCAAAAGAGCCUUACGGAGACUCUAGUCGCAAGAUGUACGCAUUAAAUUUGACGGUUUUUUGUCAGAAAACUUGUCGUUAUGCUAUGCGUUAUUCGAGAAAUGUAACGGAUUCAAUGUUUUGCACUUUUACGAGGAUCGGUCAAGGAACCUGUCAUGGUGAUUCUGGCAGCCCUUUAAUCAAAGACAAUGUGCUCGUUGGUGUGGUAUCAUGGGGAAUACCUUGCGCUGUAGGUUUCCCUGAUGUCCAUACAAGAGUAUAUCCUUACAUCAAAUGGAUAAAAUCAAUUACAUUUGGAAACCACUACAAAACAAUUGAAGUUAAAACAGAAGUUAAAUUAUCUUUAUCGAAAUAUAAAUAA